AUGGAUAGUAAAUCAAGAAGAUGGCAUGCAGUUUGUAGGGACCCAUUUGGUCCGAAAAGAAAAGGCAAGGACCUUGGGCAACGAUACCCAUGUAAUUGGGAGGUUAAAGCAACGUUUAAGAAACGCGAUGGUAGCUGGUCAAUCAACUCAUGGGUUGAUCGUCAUUGUUGUAUGGGAGAUCACGAUCCAAGUGAACAUGUUAAUCUUACAUCAUCCAUGAUUACUCUCUGUAUUCGAAGUCAAAUUGAAAACGAUGCUGAAUUCAAGCCUUCUGCGGGAUCAUUCAGACAACUCCCCAGCUACGUGACUGAGUUGCAAAGUCAAAAUCCUGGGACAAUCGUUGAGUGGUUGCAUGACCCUAUAUUGAGUCAAGGUAAUAAGAAGGUGUUCCGCUACGUAUUUUGGGCAUUUGGGCCAGCAAUAGAGGUGUUCCAACUAGCAAAGCCAGUCUUAUCAGUUGAUGGGACUCACCUGCGUGGAAGACUGAAAGGUAAACUACUUGCUGUAGUAGGUUACGAUGCAAAUAAGAACUGUUUGCCUGUUGCUUUUGCUACUGUUGAUGAAGAAACAAAUGAGAGUUGCAGUUGGUUUUUGAAUCUUGUCAGAGUGCAUAUUAUAAAGCAUGAUCAGGAAGCGUGCAUAAUAUCAGACAGACAUCAAGGCAUUAAAAAUGCCAUGCAGUCUGAUGUGUGGAAAGAGGUACCAGUUGGUUAUCAUCGAUACUGUUUAGUUCAUGUUAGAUCGAAUGUGUUACAAAGACACAAAGGCCUCGGAGUGAAGAAAUGGGUAUGGAUAAUGGGUGAAGUAAUUGAGGAGCGGAGAUAUUAG
Molecule: messenger RNA, 828 nt
Organism: Salvia splendens (bonfire salvia)
Lineage: Eukaryota; Viridiplantae; Streptophyta; Magnoliopsida; Lamiales; Lamiaceae
Exons: 2
Coding region: 1-828 (275 amino acids)
Source: RefSeq, a predicted model, not a curated record